Messenger RNA from Puccinia graminis f. sp. tritici CRL 75-36-700-3, 1251 nucleotides. RefSeq lists its product as uncharacterized. NCBI's taxonomy places the organism in Eukaryota, Fungi, Basidiomycota, Pucciniomycetes, Pucciniales, Pucciniaceae. The transcript has a single exon. The record is from RefSeq and is a predicted model, not a curated record. Bases 1 to 1251 code for a protein of 416 amino acids.
AUGAGCACACCCCCUCUUGCUCGCUUUGACCUUCAUGAUAUCAGUAAUCUGACUCCCCAUGGACGUAAGAAAAGAAAUGCCCGAACUACCCGAAGGAGAAGAACAAAGCGGGAGAAGAAGUGUGCAGAAGAAUUCACGACUGCUCGACCACCCACUCAGUUUCGAAUCAUUCAAAAGAAACUGCGCCCAAUCGAUCUUUUUCCUGAUAUAACAGCUGAUUUCAAUCAACGGAAAGCUGAACAAAAACAACUAGUGGAGGCCCACAAGAAGGAUCCAAAAAAUAUUCCCAAACCCUGUGAGAAACAAAUCUUUGCACGAAACCCAACAACCGAGGAAAACAAUCUUGCUUUGGAAACUGUCAAAGAUUCGUUCAGUUUCAUCAAUUCAAAGUAUAACAAGAUUUACGACGAAAACAGCUCCAAACUUGUUGCGCUGGUCGAGUUUCUUAAAUUUGAAGAUCUCACAGAAGAACAAUGGGACGACCUCAACUUCUUGUGUCUAUUUCUACAAGAUUGCAAAGAGUUCAUCUCUCCGGUUGCCUCCAAAUCUCGAAAGUGCGCUGGGAUUAUGUGGGCUCUGGGGUGGCGGAAAGAUUACGACGGGAUCGAAAUUCUUGGUCGAUAUCGUGAUAAAAAGGCCAUCGAGAAUAACCCGGAGGGAUUCGAAAAGGUCAUGAAUCGAUCUAUUAGAGCAGGUGAAGUGCUAUGGAAAACUUUCCAUGGUUUUGCUGAUGUGGCUGUCGAAAAAAACCAGAAAUUUAUGGAAGACUUCAACAUUCCAUCAAUUGCCGACAACAACUUCCCUGAAAGCCCUGGAGAAAAAUAUCCAUUUGGUUUUGCUUCAAAUCUUGCGUUUUCUUCCCAUGGGUUCUAUAAUCAUCAUCAUCUCGAUUCUGGAGAUUCCUCUGAACUUCCACUAGCCUUUGCAUUGAUUAUUCCAACUUCAAAAUUAACCGGCAAGAUUGCGAAUGAUGACUAUGAUGUUACAAAUGGUCAAUUUAUUUUUAGAGAUUUACGUAUUGCUCUUGAUUUCAAACCACGCACUAUAUGUAGAAUGAUCUUCCGCGCACAAGAAUACGUCCAUGGUACUUUAUUGCCAACUGAACCAACGGUUUUUACAAAAUUAGGAUUAGCUCUGCAAGUAGCAACCAGGACAAGUAAUGCCUGUAAAUUGUAUCUUAACGGGACUUUCAAUGAUGACACUGACAUAUACUUUGGCGGUGUUGAUGCCCUUUUAGAAAAAAAUGAAUGA